Messenger RNA from Quercus robur (English oak), 1722 nucleotides. RefSeq names its product staphylococcal-like nuclease CAN2. Gene Ontology annotation, biological process: tRNA aminoacylation for protein translation. Gene Ontology annotation, molecular function: ATP binding; aminoacyl-tRNA ligase activity. The record is from RefSeq and is a predicted model, not a curated record. Gene Ontology annotation, cellular component: cytoplasm. The coding region runs from base 164 to 1186 and encodes 340 amino acids. The transcript is spliced from 9 exons. Lineage: Eukaryota; Viridiplantae; Streptophyta; Magnoliopsida; Fagales; Fagaceae.
AAGAUUCCUGGCGAAACGCCGAAAACCACGAGCCAAAACCUCUUUCUUUUUAAGUCUUUGCUAACAAAAAAAAAAAAAUUCUUCCUUUAAACUUUAAAAGUACUUCAUCGCCUUCAGCUUCUCUGUGUGACUGUGUGUGGAUCAGCUUCUCUGAAAUUCCAAAAUGGGAAACGUCUUAAGGUUCUUAUGUGGGCAAUGGUGCAAGCCCACAAAAGAUGAGGACUUGGAAUCACAAGGAUAUCAUGGUGUGUCGGCUGCCAACGUUGGUGUUACUGCUCUAGCUCAUGAUCUCUUUCACUUCGAGAUCACCUCCCAGGUCCCGGAAGGACUCAGCAAGCAUGUUGUCUCGUCUAAGAAGGCUCAAGCUAAUUGGUACAGAAAACUAUUAGAGGCAUGGAGAGCAGCAAAACCCCCUCCAAAAACACCUGAAGAAGCUGCUAGGCUUGUCAUAGAGACUCUGAAGAGACACCAAAAGGCAGAUGUUGAGGGUUUAUUGGCCUUCUAUGGUCUUCCUCUUCCUCAUACCCUAGUCCAACAUACUGCUGAGGCCCCAACAUCAUUACCUGAAGGAGUAGAGUAUGAAUUUCAGACAUUUCCAGUUGAUCCAAGAGCUAUAGCAGAUGGAGAUGGGAUGACAGUGUAUGUCAGUACAAUAGACCCAAGGGAGUCAUCUUGUGUUCCUAUAGAAGUACAAGUAGCAGCUGUCCAAAGAUCACAAGCGCGUGCUGAGAAAAAUUAUACAGAAGCAGAUGCAAUUCACAAAAAAAUGAUUGAGUCCGGAUAUCGGAUACUCAAUCAGAACAAUGAGGAAACCCUUGCUCGAAAGUAUCGAAUUCGACUAAGGGGAAUAGAUGCACCAGAGAAUGAAAUGCCAUAUGGGAAAGAAGCAAAGGAAGAGCUGACAAAGAUUGUGCAGGGAAAGUGCUUGAGAGUCCUUGUCUAUGGGGUAGAUCAAUAUGGCCGCUACGUAGCUGACAUAUAUUGCAAUGGCAUAUUUGUUCAGAAAUUAAUGCUCAAGAAAGGUUUUGCAUGGCACUAUGCAGCCUUCGACCAACGUCCAGAACUUGCAAGAUGGGAAAAAGAGGCUCGAGACAAGAGAGUUGGCCUGUGGGCUUCAUCGAAUCCUGAGAAGCCAUGGGAAUGGAAAAAAAAGAACAAGAAGGACAAAGGACAAAUGCGAAGGUAGAUGGCAUUUUCCAAAUAAAAAGGAAAGUGAGAUCUCCUUGUGACCAAUAAUUAUCUCAUGCAUUGGAUUUCUUCCUCUAUCAUUGUACGAACCUUGCAAUCCUAUAGGAUUCACACAAUGUGAAAGGAAGGAUGAAUAUUUAUCUCCGAUGUAUGAGGUACUUGUUAUGGGUGACUGCUUUUAACCAUAUAAGGCUAGAAGACAAAACCAAUGUAACAUAUUAGGACAUACUUCCUAGACCAGGGGUUGGUAGCAACUUGACACCGAAUGUCAAAAGCAUCUCUCCUCAUUUUUAUGUACCAGUCAUAUGAACCAAUAUGUAUUUAAUCUUAGUAAAGGCUAUUGUAACUUAUGUUUGAAUCAAAAACCCAAGUGAGAGGUGGGUUGUAAGUUGUAAGUUGUGUUACCUAAACAAAACAAAUCAAAUGAUCAUUGUGCAAAAGAGAAUAUGUAUGCUACUAUACUGUACAGUAUUAGGGGCUUGAUAUUUAAGCAAAUUCUUGUUGAAUCCAAUGCAAAUUUAUAUAAUGCAAGAC